This is a messenger RNA of Homalodisca vitripennis (glassy-winged sharpshooter), 1232 nucleotides long. RefSeq names its product N-alpha-acetyltransferase 10-like. The record is from RefSeq and is a predicted model, not a curated record. Gene Ontology annotation, biological process: N-terminal peptidyl-glutamic acid acetylation. Gene Ontology annotation, cellular component: NatA complex. Lineage: Eukaryota; Metazoa; Arthropoda; Insecta; Hemiptera; Cicadellidae. Gene Ontology annotation, molecular function: protein N-terminal-serine acetyltransferase activity; protein-N-terminal-glutamate acetyltransferase activity.
GAUUGGCCAUACAUAUAUCUUUUAAAAAAUUUACCUAUUGAAGUUUAGUAAAUUAACUGGAUUUGGAUUUACUACAUUAUCUGGUAGUGAUCACUGACUAACGGACAUACACACAUAUGAUAGACAGAUAAUUUUAUUCAUGUAAAACAAUUUGUUCAACUCAAUGACUAAGUUCAAGUUCUAGAUUAGAACUUUGUAAAAAAUUAUCAAAAUUAACUUUCUGAUUUAUAAAAAUACUUUUUUAAUAAUGUAUAUACGAGAAACAGAAAAGAAAAACUGUAUUUGUUAGUUUUUAUUAAAGAAUUGAACUAAUACAUACACGCAACGUCCCUCUAAACAUGUGGUGUUUAUUUUGAGAUACAGUAGUGAAAAAAAUUCAUGAUAAAAAUUUAGUUAGUUUCGUCUGUUCAAAAGGCCGGAUAGGGUUGGUACUUAGUGUGGAAAUUCUUCCUGUCCAAGUUCGGAUUUGUGAAGGAGCUGCUGGGUGGAAUGACAGAGGCGCAGCCUACUGCUGAAGUAGAUAAGCGUAAAGUUCGAACAAAAAGAACCCGUCGAGAAUAGUUUACCCGUGGAGGUGGUUUUAGUUACAUUUUUGAAGAUUUAAAGCAAAAGAAUCAAGAUGAAUAUUCGUUGUGCAAGACCUGAGGACUUGAUGAACAUGCAACACUGCAAUCUACUCUGUCUUCCAGAGAAUUACCAGAUGAAGUACUACUUCUAUCAUGGGUUAUCUUGGCCCCAACUGAGCUACGUGGCUGAAGAUGAAAAGGGACAGAUCGUCGGUUACGUGCUUGCUAAAAUGGAAGAAGACAGUGAAGACAACCCUCAUGGACAUAUUACGUCUCUGGCAGUCAAAAGAUCUCAUCGUAGGUUAGGUCUCGCUCAGAAGUUGAUGGAUCAGGCUGCUCUGGCGAUGGUGGAGUGCUUUAACGCCAAGUACGUUUCUCUACAUGUGCGGAAGAGCAAUCGUGCUGCUUUGAACUUGUACACUAACACAUUGAAGUUUGUGAUUUCCGAAAUAGAGCCAAAGUACUAUGCCGAUGGUGAGGACGCCUACGCUAUGAAGCGUGACCUGCAGAAGAAUCAUGGGACUUCUCUAAUGAACUCUGGGAAGGGGGAUGCUGCAGAAGUCAAUGAUGAUAAUAGAGGAGUUGUGUCUGAAAGGCUGUAAUGGACUAUUACGGAAUGUCGCAAUAGAUUGCUUAUUUUACUGUUAAUAAAUAUUGUUUAAGGAU